AAAACCGAAUUGUCCCUAUGCACAUGACUCUACACCACCAGGAGAGGGGAACCCACUCUGGCAGGCACUGAAAUGAUAAGAGUGGACACUGGGCAAGUUUUACAAAGUCAUUGAACUGUGGGCUCAUUUGCAGUUCAAGGGGAGCCAUGCAGGAUGAAGACGGAUAUAUCACUUUGAACAUUAAGCCCCGAAAGCCAACUCUCAGCUCAGCUGACUCUGCUUCUUCUUGGUGGCGUGUGAUGACUUUAAUUCUGCUGAUCUCAUCCAUGGGGCUGGUUGUUGGGCUCGUGGCUCUGGGCAUCAUGUCAGUCACACAGCAAAAGUACCUGCUAGCUGACAAGGAAAGUCUCUCGGCCACUCUGCAACAACUGGCCAAGAAAGUCUGCCAAGAGUUGAUUAAACAAUCAGAGCUCAAGACAAAGAACACGUUCGAACACAAGUGCAGUCCCUGUGCCACAAAGUGGAGAUAUCAUGGAGACAGCUGCUAUGGGUUCUUUAGACGUAACCUAACGUGGGACGAGAGCAAGCAGUAUUGUACUGAGCAGAAUGCAACGCUUGUGAAGGCUGCCAGCCAGAAGACUGUGGAAUACAUCAAGAGCAGGAUCACUUCGGCCCGUUGGAUUGGAUUAUCACGCCAGAACUCUGAUAAGGACUGGAUGUGGGAAGAUAGCUCAAUUUUUCCCAAGAAUAUAAUUGAUCUUUCUGGGAAUACAAGAGAAAACAUGAAUUGCGCUUAUCUUUAUAAUGGGAAAAUCCAUCCAGCUUCCUGUGAGGACAGACAUUAUUUAAUGUGUGAGAGGAAGGCUGGCUUGACAAGAGUGGACCAACUGCUUUAAUAAAGAAGAAUGAACAGGAUCUCAGAUAAGUGGUUGGUCAUGAAAUAAAAGAUCUGGGAGAAAGAAUUCCCCAGUCAUAAAA
Molecule: messenger RNA, 918 nt
Organism: Arvicola amphibius (Eurasian water vole)
Lineage: Eukaryota; Metazoa; Chordata; Mammalia; Rodentia; Cricetidae
Gene: Clec1b
Product: C-type lectin domain family 1 member B
Exons: 6
Coding region: 147-836 (229 amino acids)
Source: RefSeq, a predicted model, not a curated record